AUGAGCCUUUCUCCGAAGGAACUGACGAGCCUGCUGAGCAUCGUGUCUGAGGAGGCCGGAGGCAGCACUUUUGAGGGCCUCUCUACCGCCUUCCACCACUACUUUGGAAAGGCCGAGCAUUUCCGCGUAGGCUCAGUCCUGGUGCUGCUGCUGCAGCAGCCGGAUCUGCUGCCCACACCACCGCAGCGCCUGACUGCCCUCUACCUACUCUGGGAGAUGUACCGCACCGAGCCGCUCGCUGCAAACCCCUUCGCCGCCAUCUUCGCCCACCUCUUGAAUCCGGCGCCCCCAGAGCGCGUCCCCGCCGGCUCGGGGCCCGGAACUGCAGGGAGCGGCGGCGGGGACGAAAACGAAAGGCCGCCGCUGUCAGGCUUUUUGCCCCCUAUUACUCCACCAGAAAGGUUCUUCCUUUCUCAGCUGAUGUUGGCCCCUCCUAGAGAACUCUUCAAAAAGACUCCAAGACAGAUUGUGUCAAUGGAUGUAGGAAAUAUGGGCCAAUCUGUAGAUAUAAGCGGUCUUCAGUUAGCAUUAGCAGAACGUCAGUCUGAGCUGCCAACACAAAGUAAAGCUAGCUUUCCUAGUAUUCUCAGUGAUCCUGAUCCAGAUUCUUCAAAUUCUGGGUUUGACAGCUCUGUUGCAUCCCAGAUUACUGAAGCCUUAGUGAGUGGGCCAAAACCACCUAUUGAAAGUCAUUUUCGACCAGAAUUUAUCCGCCCACCACCUCCACUCCAUAUUUGUGAAGAUGAAUUAGCUUGGUUAAAUCCAAUAGAGCCAGAUCAUACAAUUCAGUGGGAUAAGUCAAUGUGUGUUAAAAAUAGCGCUGGACUGGAAAUCAAACGAAUCAUGGCCAAAGCAUUCAAAAGUCCUUUGUCAUCACAGCAACAAACGCAGCUUCUUGGAGAAUUGGAGAAAGAUCCUAAGCUUGUUUACCAUAUUGGCCUCACUCCUGCCAAAUUGCCUGAUCUGGUGGAAAACAAUCCUUUAGUAGCUAUAGAAAUGCUGCUUAAAUUAAUGCAGUCAAGUCAGAUAACUGAAUACUUUUCAGUAUUAGUCAACAUGGACAUGUCUCUACAUUCAAUGGAAGUUGUAAAUCGGCUCACUACAGCAGUUGAUCUUCCUCCAGAAUUUAUUCAUCUUUAUAUAUCCAAUUGUAUUUCUACUUGUGAACAAAUUAAGGAUAAGUAUAUGCAGAAUCGGCUGGUACGUCUUGUUUGUGUAUUCCUGCAAUCCUUGAUUCGAAACAAAAUAAUUAAUGUACAGGACUUAUUUAUAGAGGUACAAGCCUUUUGUAUUGAAUUCAGCAGGAUAAGAGAAGCAGCUGGACUUUUUCGAUUGCUGAAGACACUCGACACUGGUGAAAAUCCUUCAGAAACAAAGAUGUCCAAAUAAGACUGAUUUGGAAGAUUUUUUUUAUUUGAUUAUUGUGAAAAAAAUUCUGUAUAGUUUUUUGUUGCUUGCAAUUAAAAUAUUUGUGCUUUAUUAAUUAAUGCCUUUCUGUUGAAGCUUUUGUUGAUAGAACAACCUGAACUAAUUUGAACUUUAAGUAAAUUUAACCUGAUGU
This is a messenger RNA of Protobothrops mucrosquamatus (brown spotted pit viper), 1561 nucleotides long. RefSeq names its product CCR4-NOT transcription complex subunit 11 (gene CNOT11). Gene Ontology annotation, cellular component: CCR4-NOT complex. Gene Ontology annotation, biological process: negative regulation of translation; mRNA catabolic process. The record is from RefSeq and is a predicted model, not a curated record. The transcript has 7 exons. Bases 1 to 1389 code for a protein of 462 amino acids. NCBI's taxonomy places the organism in Eukaryota, Metazoa, Chordata, Lepidosauria, Squamata, Viperidae.